CUUUUCGAAAUUUCUAAGACUCAAUAUCCUCUGACCCUAAUAGCGACCACCAACUGAGAAGCCGCAGGCGUUAUUCCAUGAGUGAAAGCCCUCGAAAACACCGCGGUCCCUUCCGCCCGCUCAAUACACUGUCCUCCCCGCAAAAGCCUUCUUUCCAGGGCCCCUCAAACCCCCGCCCGACAACAACACAACCGAAGACGUCCAAGACACCUACCGUAAUCAACCUUAUAGACUCAGAAGAAGAUUCGAGCUUUCUAGCUAGCGAAGACUCAUACGCCUCCUCUUCGCUCGCUGGCGACCGAACGGAAACAGACGUGCUAGGAAAUUCGAGUUCCUUGUUCGACGACCGCGAGAGCAUUGCAUCUUCGCCCCUUAGAUCCUCGCCUCCUCGCCGAUACGAAACAGUACCUACCGGUUCGAGAAGAAUGGUUCGAGAACGAGAGCAGGCCCCUCCGGCUCCACCAGCCGCUGCGGCACCGGGUCUGAAGGCACUCAAGGACAACACCCCAGAAUUUGGCAAAGCAAGUCCGCUCAGGAAUCCACUGAGCAAGGACCCAAAGAGAGACCCAUAUGCGCAUCUUUUCAAUGUGCCGAAGCCUGGAAAGUCAAGGCCAGAGCACCAUCGCGAGCAACAGCGUACUGCCCCGCCAGCUUUCAACUUGGGUAACAAUGCAACGGGGACGGGAAGAACUUCGGUGCCCUCACGCCCAGGGACAAGCUCUUCAACCGCUUCUGAUAUAGUCGAGAUUCCGGCUCGUCAAUUCCAGCAACGCCAGCCUUAUCAGGGAGUCCCUGUCCACAAGCCCACAGCCUAUCAGGCGCCGACUAUACAGCCCGCUGCACGUCCCAUGUUCUCUUCUAUGGGCCAUGAUACUAGCUUCCAACCCGUAAAUCCCAUAAACCCCCUACAUUCCCAUGGAUCUCGCCAGACGGUGAUACUGGAUGACGAUAAUUUCGAUCCUGACGCAGCAAUACGUUCGGAAGGGUACCGCUUUGGCGCUCCCGACCUGGAUGCGUAUGUUGAUCAAGCCAAAGCCAGCGACAACAUAAAGGCUCUCCUCGAAGGGGCUUUCGAUGAUGACGAAGAAGCAAAACUUCCACGCACCCGAGGGCGCAAGAAGAAACAGCAACAGAAGGAACAAGAUGAUAUCGCGACUUCACUUGCCGCAAGAUUACAGGCUCUCGAUGUGAAAGAGAAGAAUCCAGAGCCAGAAGUGGAGCCGGAAGAGGAUGAAGAUGAGGAGGAUGAUGGUAGCGUAGAGGGCAUGAAGGUGAAGCUUCUACCACAUCAGGUCGAUGGUGUGUCCUGGAUGAUCGAAAAAGAGACUGGCAUGCAUAACAAAAGGGCAAAACUCCCCAAAGGAGGUAUCCUUGCCGAUGAUAUGGGUCUUGGAAAGACGAUCCAGUCUAUUGCUCUGAUUCUAUCAAACCCUAGACCACCUAAGGAUGUUGAACCUGAGAACAAGAAAAACAAGAUCCUUCCUACUGUCGGCAAAGGAACACUAAUUGUGGCUCCUCUUGCUCUUAUCAAGCAAUGGGAGGCAGAGAUUGGAGACAAGGUGCUCAAAUCCCAUAGUCUCAAGGUUCUAGUCCAUCAUGGCCCCAAUCGUACGAAAUCGGCGGAAAAGCUGAAGGGUUACGAUGUCGUGGUGACUACUUACCAAGUGUUGGCAUCUGAGCAUGCAGCUGGUGGAGAGGGGGCCGACUCCCUCCAGAAGGGCUGUUUCGCAGUUCACUGGUACCGAAUAAUUCUUGAUGAGGCACACACUAUCAAGAAUCGGAACGCCAAAAUGACAAAGGCAUGUUACGGUGUGCGAUCACACUAUCGCUGGUGCCUAACAGGUACACCGAUGCAAAACAACCUCGAUGAACUCCAGAGCUUGAUCAAGUUCUUACGCAUUCAACCGUACUGCGAAAUGGCGAAUUGGAAAGACUCGAUCACAGGUCCUAUGAAGAACAAUCGUGGAAAUCUUGCCAUGAGGCGUCUACAGAUCUUCCUCAAGGCGUUCAUGAAGAGGCGGACGAAGGAAGUUCUCAAGAAGGAAGGUGCUCUCAACUUCGGUGGAAAGAGCAAAGAUGGCGAAAACAAAGGCGGUUUCCAGAUUGUUGCGCGUAACGUGGAGACUGUCAUUGGCUCGUUCACUGCCAAAGAAAGAGAAUUCUACGAACGUUUGUCCAAUCGCGCCGAAUCCCGGCUUGCAGAGAUGAUGGGAGGAGAAAAGCAGGAUUACAUUGGAGCUCUCGUUCUGCUGCUUAGAUUGCGACAAGCUUGCAAUCAUCCCAAUCUGACGAGAAGCAACGUGAAGGACGACAAGGAUGCUUUGACAACAGGCUCAAAGCCUCAGUCGGGCCCUCAGACCCCUCGGAAAUCGCGAGAAACAGAUGACGACGAUCUCGCUGCCUUGAUGGGAGGAUUGAGCGUACAGACCAAGCGCUGUGAUGUUUGUCAGACCACACUCAACAAGAACAACGCGACGUCCGGGGGAAUCCGGUGCGAUGAGUGUGAGAAUGAUCUGAAUGAGUCCAGCAAGAAGUCGAAGAAACAUAAGAAACGCAACAAGCACAAGCAUCGCAAACAUAAAAAGCAGAAUUCAGAAGCCAACGGAGCGUCGGAUUCAGAUGAUGAAGAGCCGGUCAAGACUAAGCCCGCAAAAUCAUCAAGGCAGCGCCCAGUAAUCCAAGAUAGCGAUGACGAAGAAGAGGGCGAAUGGCUAGUGCCGGAAGACCAACGAGAUGCCAACCUAGGAAAGGCUGGUGGAACGGAUGAUGAAGAUGCAGAUGGUGGAGGGGAUACUCUCGGAUCUGUUGAUUCUGACUCGUUUGCGUCUGCAGACGAUGGCACACCUUCGAAAAAGAAGGAUGAUUCGUUCAUUGUCCACGAUACUGACAGCGAAGACGAAGCUCCGCCAGCCCAGAGAAGAUUGUUCAGCAAGAAGAAGAAAGUCUACAAUAUCGCUUCUGAUGACGACUCUGAAUCAGAAAGCGAUUCCGAGACCGAAGGUUCCGACUCCGAGUCAGAAUCAGAAGACACAGAGACUGGGCAAUCGGAUAUUGAGUACAACGCGUCUGAUAUCACUCCGUCAACUAAGAUUCGACAACUUCUGUCCAUCCUAGAGAAAGACACUCCCGAACAUAAAGUCAUCGUGUUUUCCCAGUUCACGUCGAUGCUCGACCUCAUCGAACCCUUCCUUCGUCGAAAUGGCUACAACUUCACUCGUUACGAUGGCAGUAUGCGCAACGACCUCCGAGAAGCCAGCUUGCACAAGCUACGAAACGACAAGCGCACUCGCGUCCUCCUCUGCAGUCUGAAAUGUGGUAGUCUGGGUUUGAACUUGACAGCUGCCAGUCGAGUUGUCAUCAUGGAACCUUUCUGGAAUCCGUUCGUCGAAGAGCAAGCCAUCGACCGAGUCCAUCGUCUAAACCAAACCGUGGACGUGACGGUCUAUCGUCUCUCAAUCCACAACUCAGUUGAAGAGCGCAUCCUCGAGCUGCAAGAAGCCAAGCGAAAGCUCGCCGAAGCCGCCAUAGAAGGCGGUAAGGCGAUCGGCAAGCUCAGCAUGAAGGACAUCCUCGCCCUCUUCAAGCGCGACGCCGAGUACGACCAUCAGAACGUCGAUGACGGCAGCGAAGCUAACAUCUUCGCCCGGACAAGGGUUCUCGAUAACAUGGUCAACUCAUCCGGCUAUGGGGAAGACAGUCAAACUUACGAGUCUACGGCUCCCAGGAGAAAGGCGGGGAGUCUGGGAUUGAAGCCGAAGAGGCAAGAGGAUAGCGUCUGGGGUAGGCGUUAAGAGGGAUGUCAGCCUCCUGUUCACGCUUCAUUUUGGUAACGCUUCAUUUUGGUAGUGCUAGAUUUCUAAGACUCAUGUCUGUACUUGGGUGUUUUUAUGAUGAAUGAGCUGGAUGUCCAUGUGCGAUGCGAUCACGAUCACUAUGUGUAGAACUUGGGAGUUAUGGCGUCGUUAAGAGGACAAGAAGGAGGCCAACAUCAUUUUAAU
Molecule: messenger RNA, 3998 nt
Organism: Aaosphaeria arxii CBS 175.79
Lineage: Eukaryota; Fungi; Ascomycota; Dothideomycetes; Pleosporales
Exons: 2
Coding region: 78-3791 (1237 amino acids)
Cellular component (GO): cytoplasm
Molecular function (GO): ATP-dependent chromatin remodeler activity; ATP binding
Source: RefSeq, a predicted model, not a curated record